UUUCUGUUAAAAGAUCCGGUUCAAAAGAGCCGACUGGUUUGCGAGUCGGGCAGCAAAAGCGCGCCAAGAGAGAAGUGGGAUAGAACAGACAGCAAAACAUGGCAUCUACCAGCAAAACAGCGGUUCCAGCGAGGAAUUUACCAUGGGUUGAAAAAUACAGACCACAAACACUAGAUGACUUGAUUUCUCACCAGGACAUUCUGAGCACAAUUCAGAAGUUCAUCAGCGAAGACAGACUGCCUCAUCUACUUUUCUACGGGCCUCCAGGAACAGGAAAGACCUCCACCAUCUUAGCCUGUGCUAAGCAGCUCUACAAAGAUAAAGAGUUCAACUCUAUGGUUCUGGAGCUUAAUGCUUCAGAUGAUCGUGGAAUUGAUGUAGUUCGAGGGCCGAUCCUCAGCUUUGCCAGCACCAGGACCAUUUUCAAGAAGGGUUUUAAAUUGGUGAUUCUGGACGAGGCGGAUGCAAUGACCCAGGAUGCUCAGAACGCUUUAAGGAGAGUGAUUGAGAAGUUCACAGAGAAUACUCGCUUCUGCCUGAUCUGUAACUACCUGUCUAAAAUCAUCCCCGCACUUCAGUCCAGAUGCACACGGUUCCGAUUCGGCCCUCUCUCCCAGAACCAGAUGAUCCCCAGGCUAGAGCAUGUGAUCCAGCAGGAGAACAUCGAUAUCUCUCCAGAUGGCAUGAAAGCUAUUGUGACCCUCUCAACAGGAGAUAUGAGGCGAUCAUUAAACAUUUUACAGAGUACUCAUAUGGCGUACGGGAAAGUGACGGAGGAGACGGUUUACACCUGUACAGGACAUCCCCUGCGGUCAGAUAUCGCCAACAUACUGGACUGGGCCCUGAACAAAGACUUCACCACAGCAUAUAACCAGAUUCUGCAGCUGAAGACUCUGAAAGGUCUGGCACUGCAUGACAUUUUGACUGAGGUGCAUCUUCUUAUACAUAGAGUGGAUUUUCCUCCUUCUAUUCGAAUGGGUUUACUUAUCAAGCUUGCAGACAUCGAGUAUCGUCUUGCAUCCGGAACCAACGAGAAGAUUCAGCUGAGCUCGAUGGUGGCGGCUUUCCAGGCAGUUAGAGACAUAGUGGUCAGUGAUGGCUAGGCUAAGCUAAGCUAAGCUAGGCUAGUCAUCAGCGUGCCAGUCCUCUUUAAAGCCUUAUUUCAACCCAUGACAUCUGAGCACCACAGACAUGUUGGGUUUGUUGGUUGUUCUUCUGUUGAGACUGUUGGAUGGAUUUUGUGCUGAGUUCCAUUAAAAAAAAGUUAAAUAAAUAAAAUAAAGUGCAAAAUUUCAGUACUUUCAGUUAAAUAUCCACCUUCUUGCAGUUUUAUAGCAGCAGUGUAUGUAUUAUGUAUGUAAAAUGUCAAUAAAUAUUUGUUCUUGCA
This is a messenger RNA of Astyanax mexicanus (Mexican tetra), 1387 nucleotides long. RefSeq names its product replication factor C (activator 1) 5 (gene rfc5). The transcript has 11 exons. The coding region runs from base 99 to 1103 and encodes 334 amino acids. Lineage: Eukaryota; Metazoa; Chordata; Actinopteri; Characiformes; Acestrorhamphidae. Gene Ontology annotation, molecular function: DNA clamp loader activity; ATP binding; DNA binding. The record is from RefSeq and is a predicted model, not a curated record. Gene Ontology annotation, biological process: DNA-templated DNA replication; DNA repair. Gene Ontology annotation, cellular component: nucleus; DNA replication factor C complex.